Molecule: messenger RNA, 1611 nt
Organism: Nematostella vectensis (starlet sea anemone)
Lineage: Eukaryota; Metazoa; Cnidaria; Anthozoa; Actiniaria; Edwardsiidae
Exons: 4
Coding region: 566-1141 (191 amino acids)
Source: RefSeq, a predicted model, not a curated record
AAAUUUGGAACGAACUCACCAAAAAUGACAAAGACCUAAAUAUGAAAUCCUUAAAAAAAAAAUUAUCAGACGACAUGGUCGCCACCUAUUAACCCACUCACAUCUUCACCUGUAACCCAUACCAUCACCUAAUUCUUGGCCAUAUAUUCCUUCCUUCCUUUUGUUUUUGUUUCCGCUCUGCUUGUACCAGCUUGUAUUCUUGUCGUAUCCUUGUUGUAUCCUUGUCGUGUCUCUAUAUUUGUGUUUUUCUCGUACAUUCUUGCUUAUGCACACAGCCUCCAGAUCUUCAAACUAGGAUUUUUCCCUAACAUUUAAGUGCACCCUAGCCCGUUUAGCGUUCAAGCUAUUCUAGGGUGCCCGCACCGAAGCAUUGUCCCCCCUUGGUAUGCAACUCUAGGUUUUUUUUCUCCUCUCCCUCUCAAUAAAUACAUGAAUAUAAAAAGAAAAAAAAGAAAAAGAAGAGUAAUAUUAUAUCUCUAAUGAAAAAAAAAACAACCUAUGUAACACUUAAUUUUGUGUGCAAAUAAAAGAUGUUUGUUGUUGUUGUUGGAGGAAUCCUCACCGUAUGAGGGAAGGAAGUGUGGAGCGAAGUCGUCAGGAGGUGGUGGAUCAUUAUCUGUCAGAUGUAUUGCUUUACAAGUCGUCGUUGCUGCGAGACCUUCCUGAUCUGGGGAACAAACAAGCCUUCCCUGUCCUGGAAUCUGGGGGAGGAUACCAGCUGUUAUUGUACCAUCGAAGUUGCCCAGAUCGAGGGUUCCACAAGCUGGAAGCCCUGAACAGCGUUGGCAGGCUAAAAUCACUAGCAUGCAAGUGCACAAUUUAUAUAAGGCCUCUUCAAGUUGAUAUCUUGAAGUUGGCCUUAUCCGGUCAACCUACUACCGUCCAACAGCCAUCACCUUCAGUAAGGUGCUUAAAAUGUUUCGAGGAAAUGCCAAUGGACAUGCUGAAAGAACAUAGGCAACUGAAGAGAAAGGCUCAGGAGACUUUGACGACAAUGGAAGGGCUACAUACUUUGUCAGUGACUCUGAUAAGACUGGUCUCUCGUCAGAUGAGAAACAUGCACAUCGUAAGUGGGUGGUCGACAACUUCAAUUCCACAAGCGGAGAAGACCACCGUACCCUCUCCAAGAUUAAAGAAGUGAUAACAAUUAUAUGAUUAUAUGAGUAGUGAGGAGAGUGAUGUUGAUGAUAAAGGGACCCCCAUCUUUAUGGUUAAACCACUUGCUUGGGAGAAUUCAAAGCUGAGGCAUGUAAAAAAAAAAAGCUCGACACGAGUUAGAAGAAGCACCAACGAGUGCAUUCAAGCAGUGCUUUGCAUCCCAGGGAACACUCGAGGGUGUUCUCUAAAAGAGAACAGCCCGAAGACAGUGUUACCUGGGCUGUGAAGCCAAUAACUCCACAAAGAGAUAGAUCGUCCCUGAUGAACCCAGUUCACCAUUUGACACCAAGGAACUCCCAAGACAUUUCCUUUUAAUGAUUUUUGACUCAUUGGUUUUCUUUUUUUUUUUUGGCUAUAACUAUUAUCUAUCUAUUCAUUACUUAUAUCUUGUAAAAAUUGUUCAAAUCUGCUGUCUGUUGAAUUUAUUAUGAAUUAAAGUUCAUUGUAUUGAUC